GCGCCAGCGCGCAGGAGGAGGCGCGCGUGACGCUCCGCAGGGCUGGGAGAGGACGCCAGGCUCCACCUGAUGCCGGCCAGCGGACGCAGUUUCAGAUGAGCUAUGUUGCCCAGCAUCUGGUCGGUCGUCCUCCUGGCGGUGACGACAGUGAAACAUGCAUCAGCACAACAGUUCUCGGACGUCGGGUUCAGCUGCCAGGGCCGGGUGGGCGGCUACUACGCCGACCUGGCCGCCGACUGCCGCUCCUACCACCUGUGCGACCCGGCCGGGCGCGCGUUCGACUUCGCCUGCCCGCCGGCCACGCGCUUCCACCAGCAGUUCCUGGUGUGCGACCACACCUUCCGGGUCGACUGUCCGCGCUCGCCCCGCUUCUUCGCGCUGAACGAGCUAAUCGGUCAGGUGCCGGCCAGGCCAGAGUCGGAGCAGCAGAAGCGUGCGGCUAAGAAGGACGCAGUCGAGCCGCCGAGGUUCGGACCGACAUCAAACGCGCUGGGCCCGCGGCGGCCAGAGAGCGACGCAGGGCGAGCGCUGCUCAGUCUGGCCAAGCUCAGCACCCAGCUGACGCGCCAUCAGCCGCCGUCUCCGAGCGCCGGCGACCAGCCGACCUCGCGGGCACAACGGAAACGGUCCCGGCCGCCCGCCAGCAAUGGCGGCAACCGCCAACAGGUGUCGUCACUAGUGCCGUCCAUUAUCUCACAGGUGGCAGCACUGGGCGCGCGCAGGGACCCGAUCCCGCAGCGUCCGGAUGUCAGGACUUUCUUCCCGGCCCAGUCCGAGCUCACCGACCCCGCCAUCCGUCCGAGGAAUCGCCUGCGUCUGCAGCGUCUCACCAAGAGCCUGCAGGGCGGCCCCCGGCCCUCGCAGAAGACGGCGCUCCUCAAAGCCCCGGCCAACACGCUGUCGUCAGCGGGUCAGCUGCGGCCAGGCCGGCACGCUCGCAGACAGUGGGCUAGCGGACUGGAGGGCUAG
Messenger RNA from Pollicipes pollicipes, 969 nucleotides. RefSeq lists its product as uncharacterized. Gene Ontology annotation, molecular function: chitin binding. NCBI's taxonomy places the organism in Eukaryota, Metazoa, Arthropoda, Thecostraca, Pollicipedomorpha, Pollicipedidae. The transcript has 5 exons. Gene Ontology annotation, cellular component: extracellular region. Bases 103 to 969 code for a protein of 288 amino acids. The record is from RefSeq and is a predicted model, not a curated record.